GACGGUUGAUGAGGACGGACCGCGACGCGCUCUUGUCGGACGGUUGAUGAGGACGGACCGCGACGCGCUCUGUGAGCUUCAUUCAUCAGCUGAAGUUUCUUCUUCUCUUUGUACAAUAAUAAUAAUAACUCUUUAUCUGCUGUGAUGGUUUCUGUGAAGAGAGAAAGAGAGGCUGAGGUGGACGAUGAUGAUGACGACAGAGUUGCCCCUAAAAUGAGUCGAGGACGUGUAACAGAAGACCGGAGAAGUCGUCACUGUCCUUACCUCGACACCAUAAACAGGAGUGUGCUGGACUUUGACUUUGAGAAACUCUGCUCCAUCUCCCUCUCCCACAUCAAUGUCUAUGCCUGCCUUAUAUGUGGGAAAUACUUUCAAGGUCGAGGUCUUAAGUCCCAUGCUUACACUCACAGUGUGCAGUUCACUCAUCACGUGUUCCUGAAUCUGCACACUCUCAAGUUCUACUGUCUGCCCGACAACUACGAGAUCAUCGACUCUUCACUGGAAGACAUCACGUAUGUGCUGAAGCCAACUUUCACCAAGCAGCACAUCGCAGGUCUGGAUAAGCAGGGAAAGCUGUACCGAGCAUACGAUGGAACAACCUACCUGCCGGGCAUCGUAGGCCUCAACAACAUCAAAGCCAAUGACUACGCCAACGCCGUGUUACAGGCUUUUUCUAAUGUUCCACCGCUGAGAAACUAUUUCCUGGAGGAAGAAAACUACAGGGGCAUCCGCAGACCGCCGGGGGACAUCAUGUUCCUCUUGGUGCAGAGGUUCGGUGAGCUGAUGCGCAAACUUUGGAAUCCGAGAAACUUCAAGGCUCAUGUGUCACCGCACGAGAUGCUGCAGGCCGUGGUGCUGUGCAGCAAGAAGAACUUCCAAAUUACCAAGCAAGGAGAUUCUGUCGACUUCAUGACGUGGUUCUUGAAUGCUCUGCAUGGCGCUCUGGGAGGCACAAAGAAAAAACCUUCAAUCAUUACAAAAGCAUUUCAAGGCUCUAUGAGAAUCUUCUCCAAGAAACUUCCACAUCCAGAUUUACUACCAGAGGAGAAAGAGGCGUUGCUGGUAACAGAGGAGUACCAGGAGCAGAUGUCUGAGUCCACCUUUCUGUUCCUGACCCUCGACCUCCCGACAGCUCCACUUUACAAGGACGAGAAGGAGCAGCUGAUUAUCCCCCAGGUCCCGCUCUUCAACAUCCUGGGCAAGUUCAAUGGCAACACAGAGAAGGAAUACAAAACCUACAAAGAGAACUUCCUCAAAAAGUUCCAGCUGACCAAACUGCCUCCAUACCUCGUCUUUUGCAUCAAAAGAUUCACCAAGAACAACUUCUUUGUGGAAAAGAACCCCACCAUUGUUAACUUCCCGAUCACGAAUGUCGACCUUCGUGAGUACUUGACAGAAGAAGCUCAAGUUACAGAGAAGCACACAACUUAUGACCUAGUCGCCAACGUAGUGCAUGAUGGGAAACCCACCGAGGGAGCGUACAGGAUACAUGUUCUUCAUCAUGGGACCGGGAAGUGGUACGAGAUGCAGGACCUGCAGGUGACCGACAUCCUCCCCCAGAUGAUCACACUGUCCGAAGCCUACAUCCAGAUCUGGAAGAGACAAGGAGGCGAUGAUGACGAUGACACAAACAACCACACAGGGCUGUAAGUGAGGCAGCAUUUUCCUCAGUGUGAGCGACCCUGAUAACGGCUUUGUCCCUCUUUUGGAAAUGAACUGGGUUAUUUAAUCAAUGGGGAAAAAAACACAGCAUACAGAGGGAGUGUGACAAAACUUGUUCUCAAAGUUUCAAAUCAAUGUAAAUGUCUGGUUUUAUCUUUUUACUUUGUGGAAGUUUCUAAAUAAACAAGCUCCAAAACAAACAA
Molecule: messenger RNA, 1865 nt
Organism: Labrus bergylta (ballan wrasse)
Lineage: Eukaryota; Metazoa; Chordata; Actinopteri; Labriformes; Labridae
Gene: usp39
Product: ubiquitin specific peptidase 39
Biological process (GO): protein deubiquitination; mRNA processing; spliceosomal complex assembly
Molecular function (GO): zinc ion binding; cysteine-type deubiquitinase activity
Source: RefSeq, a predicted model, not a curated record